UUCCUAAAUAAUCCAAGAUGUCUUUGGCUGACGAACUGCUGGCUGAUUUGGAGGAGAACGAUGACGCGGACAAGUUUAUGGAAGAAGAUGAGCCGGAAUUUAUUCCACCAGCAACCGUAACGAAGCCGAUUGAAGAAGAAGUCAAAGUUGCUUCCGUUCGAGAACUUGCCAAAUUGUGCGACUCUCCACAGCUCCAGAAAGUCGUUUCUCUUAUAGACAGCUAUGGCAAAAUACCGAGAAAGUCAGCCGACAUAGUAGGUCCGGUUGAAUCUGACCCUGAGUAUCAGCUCAUCGUCGAGGCAAACAAUAUUGCCGUCGAUAUCGAUGACGAAAUAGCCAUCAUUCAUAGAUUUACAAGGGAUAAAUACUCAAAAAGAUUUCCUGAGCUGGAGUCGCUGGUAGUUGGUCCAUUGGAGUACGUCAUGACGGUUUGUGAAUUGGGGAACGAUUUGGAUCGAGCUAAGAACAAUGAAAAGUUGCAGCAGUUCUUAACUCAAGCUACUAUCAUGGUGGUGUCGGUAACUGCAUCUACUACUCAAGGCCAACUUAUGACUGAAGAGGAAAAAGAGGCAAUAUGUGAAGCCUGCAAUAUGGCCGUAGAACUGAACAAUUGCAAGCUGAAAAUAUUCGAAUAUGUCGAAAGCAGGAUGGCUUUCAUAGCACCAAACCUUUCUAUAAUCGUCGGAGCUUCGACCGCGGCAAAAAUCAUGGGGAUUGCUGGCGGUUUGACAAAACUAUCUAAAAUGCCAGCUUGCAAUCUCCUGGUGUUGGGCUCCCAAAAAAAAAUGCUUUCGGGAUUUUCCCAGGUAGCUGCCCUCCCCCAUGCCGGAUUUAUUUAUUAUUCUGACAUAGUGCAGGACACACCGCCUGACUUGCGGAGAAAAGCAGCGAGGCUUGUUGCCACAAAGAGUAUGCUGGCUGCGCGAGUCGAUGCUUGUCACGAGAGUACAGACGGUCACAUUGGCCAAGCGCUAAGGGACGAGAUAGAAAAAAAAUUGGAUAAGCUGCAAGAACCCCCGCCAGUAAAAUUCAUAAAACCUCUUCCUAAACCAAUCGAUCCUGGUCGAAAGAAGCGAGGCGGUAAACGUGUACGAAAAAUGAAAGAACGGUAUGCGAUCACGGAAUUUCGAAAGCACGCAAACCGGAUGAACUUUGCCGACAUUGAGAAUGACGCUUAUCAAGAGGACUUGGGUUACUCCAGAGGGACUAUUGGCAAAACGGGAACAGGCCGUAUCAGGCUACCUCAAAUUGAUGAAAAAACGAAGGUGCGGAUAUCAAAAACACUUCAAAAAAACUUGCAGAAACAGCAGCAAUGGGGCGGCAGUACGACAGUCAAAAAGCAGGUGUCCGGUACUGCAUCGAGCGUUGCCUUCACCCCGCUACAGGGUCUGGAAAUCGUGAAUCCUCAAGCAGCAGAGAAGAGAGUCAACGAAGCGAACGCGAAGUACUUUUCAAACACUGCAGGUUUCCUCAAAAUAAAAAAGUCAUAAUUUACCUAUAUUAAUCAUUUUCGCUUCGUCACCGCUAAAAAUAAUGACGCUCAUAUAAUUCUACCAUUCGGAGUAUAAUUACGUAGGUAAGAGUACAUUGUCUUUGAUAUAAAAGAAAAUAAUGAUGAUAAAGAUA
Messenger RNA from Diprion similis, 1626 nucleotides. RefSeq names its product U4/U6 small nuclear ribonucleoprotein Prp31 (gene Prp31). Gene Ontology annotation, cellular component: precatalytic spliceosome; U4/U6 x U5 tri-snRNP complex; U4 snRNP. The transcript has 8 exons. NCBI's taxonomy places the organism in Eukaryota, Metazoa, Arthropoda, Insecta, Hymenoptera, Diprionidae. The coding region runs from base 18 to 1490 and encodes 490 amino acids. The record is from RefSeq and is a predicted model, not a curated record. Gene Ontology annotation, biological process: mRNA splicing, via spliceosome; spliceosomal tri-snRNP complex assembly.